AGUCAGGUGUGGUAACGUAUCGUACUUCAGUGAGUCAACAACAUCGGUCAAUAUGGAGAAACGUUAAGGUUGUUUGAAGUUGGUUGCGUUUUAUAAUUGGUGACCUUUUUGUAAACUUCCCGGAAUAUUUCAAGAAAGGUCCAAAUGACAGCCCUCACGUGAGCUCUUUUGGAUAGAAAACCCUCACCAACCUUAUUGCUGAGAGGUCUCUGCACCAUCACCGCAAUGGUUCAGCUCUGCACUCGCAAACCAGCCAGCCGUACCGAUUCACACUGGAGCCUCAUCCCAACCUAGCUGUGGAUGCUAAAGAGACUAAAUCAUCAGAACCGGCCUGUGUGGGAGUCGUGUGGAACGUUGGAUGUGCGAGUCGUCUUCCCUCCGUGCAGCAGCUGACCGCGCACAGGACUAAAUGUGGGGCUGAGAGCCAUGCCUUUUCUUCCUCUGCUGGCUUUACUGUGUGCACUUCUUCUUACCAUUGCACAUGGCCAGCCCACCACCGACACCCUUGUCCCUCGGAAGAGCAUCCGCCACCAGGAUGCUCAUGCCAAGUUGUUCCAAGAGGAUGGCGUGUGGAACUACACCACCAUGCUGCUGAGAGAGGACCUGGGCCUGCUGAUGCUCGGCGCCAGGGAGGCCAUCUACGCCCUCAACAUUAGCGACAUCUCUGAGAAGAAAUCUGCUGUAUAUUGGCGUGUCCCAGAGGAUAAACAGAGAGAAUGCACCUACAAGGGAAAGACUGCUGAUAUUGAGUGUCGAAACUAUAUCCGGACUCUUCAUAAAAUCAAUGCCACCAGUAUGUAUGUGUGCGGGACCAAUGCCUUCAGCCCCACUUGUGACUUCCUGACAUUUCUUGAUGGACAGCUGAAACUAAGGGAGGUGCAUGAAGAGGGGAAAGGGAAGUGUCCUUUCGAUCCCUUCCAGAGAUACUCCUCCCUGAUGGUCGGUAAUGACCUUUACUCUGCCACUUCAAUCAACUUUCUGGGCUCUGAGCCAGUGGUGCUACGCAGCUCCCAGACAACACUCCGCACCGAGUUCAAAAGCUCCUGGCUCAACGAACCGAACUUUGUGUAUAUGGACCUGGUCCCUGAGAGUGAACACAGCACAGAUGGGGAUGACGACAAGGUCUACCUGUUCUUUAGCGAGAACGCAGUGGAGUACGACUUCUACAACAAGCUCAUGGUGUCUCGAGUGGCCCGAGUCUGCAAGGACGACAUGGGCGGCCAGCGAACGCUGCAGAGGAAGUGGACGUCCUUCCUGAAGGCGCGUCUGGACUGCUCUGUGCCUGAACCCAGCCUGCCCUACAUCGUUCAGGACGUCUUCCUGCUCAGCGGAGAUAGCUGGGAGUCGGGCGUCUUUUACGCAGUCUUCACCCCCCAGUCCGAGUCGUCUGACCUGUCGGCCGUGUGCGCGUACAGCGUUGCGGACAUCAGAAAAGUAUUCUCCACAGGCAAAUACAAGACUCCGGUGUCUGUGGAGACGUCCCACAUCAAAUGGGUGAUGUUCAGCGGGGACGUGCCUUCCCCCCGGCCAGGCGCGUGCAUAAAUGAUGCGGCCAGAAGCCAGGGCAUGAGCCGCUCACUGGACCUGCCGGACAAGACGCUGCAGUUCAUCCGGGACCGGCCGCUGAUGGACGACGCCGUGCGGCCCCUGAGCGGGACCCCUCUGCUGCUGAAGAGGGGGGCGGCGUUCACCCGCAUCGUGGUGGACAGCGUGCUUGCGCUGGACGGCCAAACGCACGCUGUGAUGUUCAUCGGCACCGAGAAUGGCUUUGUUCAGAAGGCUGUGAACUACGAUGGGAAGAUGCAUAUCAUUGAGGAGGUGCAGCCGUUUGAGACGUCAGAAGCCAUUAAGGUCCUCCGUCUGUCUUUAAGUACGGGCCAGCUGUAUGCGGGCACAGAGUCCGGCGCUGUGCAGAUGCCACUGAGUGACUGCGGCCGCUACGUCUCCUGUCUGGACUGCGUGCUGGCCAGAGACCCCUACUGCGCCUGGAGCCUCACAACUUCCCUCUGCUCCACCCCGUCCCGCUCACCAGACGCAGAUGACAGGAAUUUCAUUCAGAGUCUGAAAGAGGGAGAUGCUUCCUCUUGUCCAGAGUCAGCUCCUAUGACAGUCAGCGUUAAGAAUGUGUCCCCCGGGAACAACAUCCAACUGGACUGCCAGGUGGACGUAAACGUGGCCCAAGUGAACUGGCACUUCAAUGGGCAGCCACUGCAGAUGUCUGCCCUGAAGCACUACCUCUACAGCCAGGGCCUUCUCAUCUUCAGCGUCUCCACCAGCGACAUGGGGGACUACACCUGCCAAGCUACUGAGAAUGUGGGCGUGCACGAGUACCCUCGGGUAAUGGCCGCCUAUAAACUGCUGCCCCCUCAGCCAGUGACUUCUCAGCCUGGCGAGGAGGAUAAGGGUGAGCCUGAGCCAGAGGCAGGCGUCACUGAACCCACUGUCAGCCAGAUCACAGCGCCCAAAAACACCCCGCCAAGCGGCAGCAAAGACGGAGUAACUGCAGAUGGGCCCAAACCCAAUGCCAAGGUUGGCCAGAUUACAGGACUGCAGGUGGCGGUGGUGGUGCUCGCCUUGAUCCUGUUAGCCGUGGUCGGAGCGGUCGCGUUCUUCAGAAAGCGGCUAAUACGACACCAGUCGGCAGGUGGGAACACCAGCAACGGUGCUGCCUACCAGCCGGCCUCUCAAGGCAAGACAGACGAUCCUAGAACUGACCAGAACUUCAACAAUUCAACUACAGUGACUUUCAGUGGGAAAGGCACAAGUAAUGGCCCUGUUAUAGCAAUAUCCAGCAUUGGAGAGGAAUCAGAGAUUUGAUGCUGAAUUCAGACAAGUCGCGUGCAGCUACACAUAGUUUUACAAAACCCCAGUCAUGCUACACAAACAAUUUCAGUUAAAUUAGUUAAUGAACCAAGGUAAGUGAGCUGGAUCUGUAUGUAUGUACAUGUGUAAUUACAUUUUGUACCCUUUUUUAUUUUUUUGUUGAGCCUCCACAUGGAGGCUCUGUAGCAUAUGUAUAAUGUUGAAAAAAAUAUAUAUAAGCUGCUGAAAACAAAACUGCAUUUGUACAUAUGAAAUUAAACCCUGGACAUACUGCAGUA
Messenger RNA from Sardina pilchardus (European sardine), 3101 nucleotides. Its product is annotated as semaphorin-4E-like. Gene Ontology annotation, biological process: negative chemotaxis; neural crest cell migration; positive regulation of cell migration. The transcript has 15 exons. Gene Ontology annotation, cellular component: plasma membrane. Gene Ontology annotation, molecular function: chemorepellent activity; semaphorin receptor binding. The record is from RefSeq and is a predicted model, not a curated record. Bases 427 to 2817 code for a protein of 796 amino acids. Lineage: Eukaryota; Metazoa; Chordata; Actinopteri; Clupeiformes; Clupeidae.